AUGCGCUCUCACUCCCACCAGAGCGGUAAUUACCCAAAGCGCUCUGCAUCUCAGACUUCUUCCACCACAAGCUCUUCACGCAGCACUCAAUGGUCUGACGAAAAGAAGAACCGUCGAAUCUCCAACCCUAUAGCCUCGAAAUUAUUCCGAUCGGGGUCCAAAUCACCCACUGAGAUUGAUAUCCCUAAGCGCAAACACACUCACAGCCACUCCUUGGACACCCACUACAUUCCUCGGAGCGAUCCUGAAAAGAAUUACUUCGAUCAGUGUGACGGCUCCACCAGUUCUACUGAAAUGUAUCCCGAACCUUCAUCACCCCAGUCUUCCAAGCAAGAUUUCCCCAAGCGGGCAUCCACUCCCACUCGGAAAAAUGGCGAUGACUAUCGUCGCUAUAGCGGCACAGUCAACCACUACGGUCGCCACUCAAAUGACUGGCUCUUCGGUGGCUUCAGUGUGCGUGAUACCGUCCGGGACGGUAUCGAGAAGCUUCGUAACCACGACGAGAAGGAUAGCUGA
This is a messenger RNA of Penicillium pulvis, 516 nucleotides long. RefSeq lists its product as uncharacterized. The coding region runs from base 1 to 516 and encodes 171 amino acids. NCBI's taxonomy places the organism in Eukaryota, Fungi, Ascomycota, Eurotiomycetes, Eurotiales, Aspergillaceae. The record is from RefSeq and is a predicted model, not a curated record. The transcript has a single exon.